AUGGGCCCAAGGGCAGCGGUCAGGCCUUCCCUUGUCUGGGGGCUCCUGAGUUACUGUUUCCUCUGCAGCUGGGCUCUGAGGAGUCAAAGGCCCUUGCGCUCUCUGCCUCCCUUACCCUCCCAAGCCAAGCCAGGAUCUGAGACCCUGUGGAUGCCCCCAAGGGGGGCUGAAGCCGCCCUGGCUUUUCUCUACUCCGGAGAUGUUCAACAGCUGUCGGGGGCUAACUGCAGCGAGAGUUACGAGGUCCGUGGGGCAGAAGGCAAGGCAGGAAUACCCCCAGUCCUACAGAGAGCGGCGGGCACCCUGGCCCAGGCCGCCAAUUUCCUCAACAUGCUUCUGCAAGCCAAUGACAUCCGGGAGUCAAGCGUGGAGGAGGAUGUGGAAUGGUACCAGGCGCUUGUGCGCAGUGUGGUAGAGGGGGACCCUCGAGCCUACAGGGCUCUGCUGACCUUCAACCCUCCGCCAGGGGCCAGCCACCUGCAGCUGGCCCUGCAGGCCACUCGGAGGGGGGAUGAAACCAUCCUCCAGGACCUGUCUGGGAGCAGGGUACAGGAAGAGAGCCCAGAAGAGGAGGAGCUGGACGGCCCCGUCCUGCAGAAGCGAGUCCUGACCAACGACCUAAGGAGUCUUGACAGUCCCAAGUGGCCACAGGCCGACGGCUACGUGGGGGACAUCCUGCAGGUGAAGCUCUCUCCUCCCUUUUUGGAAUGUCGCGAGGGCCGGCUCCGACCCGGCUGGCUGGUCACCGCCUCAGCCACCUUCUACGGACUCAAGCCAGACCUCAGCCCAGAGGUCAGGGGGCAGGUGCAGAUGGAUAUCGACCUCCAAAGCGUGGACAUCAACCAGUGCACAGGCGGCCCGGGCUGGUACUCUAACACGCACCUGUGCGAUCUCAACAGCACUCAGUGUGUCCCCCUGGAGAGUCAGGGUUUUGUUCUUGGCCGCUAUCUCUGUCGCUGCCGACCUGGAUUCUACGGGGCUAGUGGUGCCGGGGGGUUCGAGGAGACUGCCACUCAGGCUGCUGGGCAAUUCGGGUCCCCGCAGGGCAGCUCAGGGAAGCUGCUGCGCUGCCAGCCGUGUCCUGAGGGCUGCGCCAGCUGUCUGGAUGCCACGCCGUGCACAGUGGAGGAGGCCCUGGCGCUGAGGGCGGCAGUGCUGGCAUGCCAGACCUGCUGCAUGCUGGCCGUCUUCUUGAGCAUGCUGGUCGCCUACCGUUGCCGCAGGAGCAAGAGGAUCCGGUCAUCUGGAAUCAUCCUGCUGGAAGCCAUCCUUUUUGGAUCCUUACUUCUCUACUUCCCUGUGUUCAUCCUGUACUUCAAGCCCAGCGUCUUCCGCUGCAUUGCUCUCCGCUGGGUCCGGCUGCUGGGGUUUGCCGUCGUCUACGGGACCAUUAUACUGAAGCUCUCUAGGGUGCUCCAACUGUUUCUGUCUCGAACUGCCCAGAGGGGCCCGCACCCAAGCAGCGGGCAGCUGCUGCGGCGUCUAGGGCAGCUCCUGCUGCUGGUGUUGGGCUUCCUAGUCGUGUGGACAGCGGGCGUCUUGGAGCCAGGGAUCCAGCACACACCUCUGGUGACCCGAGGCCACACUCCCACUGGCCGCCACUUCUACCUCUGUCACCAUGACCACUGGGACUACAUCAUGGUUGUGGCGGAAAUGCUGCUGCUGUGUUGGGGCAGCUUCCUUUGCUAUGCCACCCGGGCGGUCCCCUCAGCCUUCCAUGAACCCCGCUACAUGAGUAUUGCCCUGCACAACGAGCUGCUGCUCUCCACUGCCUUCCACACAGCCAGGUUUGUGCUGGUUCCUUCCCUGCACCCAGACUGGGCCCUUCUCCUCUUCUUCCUCCACACCCAUUGUACGGUCACAGCCACACUGGCUCUGAUCUUCAUCCCUAAGUUCUGGAAGCCAGGGGCGCCUCCUCGGGAGGAGAUCUUAGAGGAAGUAUAUGAAGACGAGCUGGACCUUCAGGGCUCAAGCUCCUACCUCAACAGCAGCAUCGCCUCAGCCUGGAGUGAGCGCAGCCUGGACCCAGGGGACAUUCGGGAUGAGCUGAAGAAGCUCUACGCCCAGCUGGAAGUCCGAAAGACCAAGGAGAUGGCCGCUAACAACCCGCACCUGCCCAAGAAGCGGGGCAGCUCGCGACAGGGGCUGGGACGUUCUUUCAUGAGGUACCUGGCUGAGUUCCCAGAGGCCCUGGCUAGGCAGCACUCCCGGGACUCGGGCUCUGCAGGCCUCAGCAGCCUGCCAGGCUCUUCUCGACGGAGGCUCCUCAGCUCCAGCCUCCAAGAAACUGAGAAGCCACCAGCCCUGCGCAAGACCCGCAGCACCUACGAGCCCCACAGGGAACAUAGCACACCUCCCCUUGACUCCACGCUCAGGAAGACCCUGUCCAAGAAGGCCUCACCAGCAGAGGUCCAAGGGUCAGCAGAGGGCCCCCCAGCCCUGGGCUUCAGGUCAGCCAGUGCUCACAACCUGACAGUGGGAGAGAGGCUCCCCAGGACCAGGCCCAUCUCCCUGCAGAAGUCACUGAGUGUGGCGGCUGGCUCCAGGGAAAGGGCUCUGCUUGUGGCCAGUCAGGCCUACCUGGAGGAAACAUAUAGGCAGGCAAAAGAGAGAGAGGAGAGGAAGAAGGCUGAGGCGGCCAUGGUGAGCCCGGUGCGGAAGCCAUCAGCCAGGAGAUUACAGCGACCUCUAAGGGCUCCUCUGUCAGCCCCACCUUCCCCUGCCAAGAGCAGUAGUGUGGAUAGCUCCCAUACCCUAGGGAGGCCUCAUGAGGAGGCUGGGAGGAGGCUGCCUCACCCACCCAUCCGGCACCAGGUCUCCACACCCAUCUUGGCCCUGUCUGGGGCCUGGCUGGGAGAGCCAAGAAUGCUGUCUCCCACCCCAACCUCUACAUUGGCUCCUGUUCUGUUGCCAGCUCCGGCCCCGACUCCCAUCCCUGUCCUGACACCGGUCCCAAAGCCCCCCCAGAGCCCCACCCUACUCACUUUCAUCUGCCCCUGGGAGAAUGCAGAACUGCCAGGCAAGAAAGAAAAUGUGGUCCAGGAAGGCCCCACAGGGCCAGAGCGAAGCAGCCACUCACCUGCCUCAGCUCGUACCAAGAUCUGGAGGGCCCUCUCUGUGGCAGUGGAAAAAAGGGGAACUGGGGAGAGUGAGACGGUCACAGAGGGAGGUCAUGCCCAGGAAGAAGGUGAUAAUAUGGAUGAGGACAAGCCCAAGGUCUUCUCAAAAUCCCACAGCCUCAAGACCCCUCUGCAGCAGGGCUCCGUGCGCAGCCUGGGCCUGGCCAUCAAAGCUCUGACCCGUUCUAGGAGCACCUACAAAGAGGGCGGGGAGGCCAGCCCUGAGACUGAGAAGGGAAAGCCUACAGAGGUGAGCGCCGGGGCUCCACCCCGAUCUCCCAGGCUGGGCCGGCCCAAAGCAGUGAGCAAACAGGCUGCCCUCACCCCCUGUGAGGAUGAGGAGUCCCUCCAGAACCAACAGAAUGCUCAGACCAGCAGAAUGCUCCAUGUUUGUCAAAAGGAGGGCAGCAGAGAUCAAGAAGAUAGAAACAAGAGGACCUUCCAGGGUCUAGGGGAGAAGAAAGUUGAGCGAACUGGUAAAAUAGCGCUUGCCACACUGAGGCAAGUUUUUGGAGACAAAAAUGCUGAACAAGUGAAGGAAUCGCCUGUGGGACACCAAGAGGUGCCCAGCGCUGCCCUCCAGCCCCCAGGCAGUGCUGACCACAGGGUGGCUGAGGUGUGUCCCUGGGAGGUAACUGAAUCAGGAGCGUGCCAGCCAGAGGUUAUCAACAAGGCCAAGAUCGGCUCCUUGGAGGGGUCUGAAGGAGGCCUUGAGAAGAAGCCAUCAAGACAAGUUCUAAGUAGUUCCUGGGAAGACAGGGAGAGAGCCCCGGGGGAACCAGAGCCCGAAGGUGUGGGUGCCAUUACUCGCAAAAAGCCGGAGAGGCUGGUCCGGAGCCAGGAGGCGGUGUGCCCUUGGGAAAGCAUGGAGCCUGGAGGUCUGUCUCCUCAGUUGGCCCAUCAGGACUCUGACAGAACCCAGGGCACAGAAGUGAGGAAGGGGGAGAGGCAUCCAGAGGCUCUUCCACAGGGUGCUGUCAAGGCAGAGCUGUGCCCAUGGGAGAUGAGCGAUGUGGGGGAGGGGGAAUUGGUGCAAAGAGUACAGCAACUCCCUGAAGAGCGGCAGAAAUCCCCCAAGAAGGCAAGCUUCCGGAGAGAACAGAAUCUGGGCAGAGACCUGGUGUCUCUUUGUCCGUGGGAAAGUACUGAUUUUCGGGGUCCUUCGGCAGUCUCACUUCAAGCCCCAGGAAGCUCAGGGAGUCUGGGCAGUGGCAUUGCAGAGGUAUGCCCCUGGGAGGCAGGAGAGACAUCUCAUGACAAGAAAGCUGAGGUCUGUCCCUGGGAGCUGGGAGAUGGGCUGACAGGUACAGAAACACUGAAUCAGGGGACAGAUGGGGCAUCUCUCCCAGGAAAGGAGAAUGCCUCCAGAAAGGGACGCUUAGUUGGGACGGGGGAGCAAGCUGUGAGGGCAAUGCCCACACAGGAGUCCGUGUGCCCCUGGGAGGAGGCGGCCCCUGAGCAGCCCAGCUCAUAUCCAGACAACUCCUCAUCAGGGGCUGGUGGGAAAUCCCUAAGCAUCGAGGGCAGUCGGGCGCUGCAAGUGUGUCCUUGGGAAGUGCUCGAGCCAGAGGGAAAGCAGGCAACACCUUCAACAGCAGAAAUCUGUCCCUGGGAAGGAGAUGGGCGAACAGAAACCAGGACACCAGAACACACACCAAAAGGAGAAUUUCAAAAGGAUGAGAAAAAACCUGAAAAAGCGAGAAUCCAAGCAUGGGGAAAGGCUGAGGGGCAGAGCCAAAAGCAGGAAGCCAUCUGCCCCUGGGAGAGCAUGGACCGUGGUGGCGCCCCACAAAAAGACACGGAGAGACCCCAGGGCACUCUGCGGAGGCCAGGCAGCAUGGAAGGCAAAGCUGCGGAGAUCUGCCCAUGGGACGUGGAGCAGGAGACCCUGGCAGCUGAGAAGGCCAAAAUCUGUCCCUGGGAAGUGGGUGCUGGGGCUGGAGAGGAAAGGGUUCCGGGGGCUGAAGCCUCUGGCAUCUCUCCAAGUGAUGCAGGUCAGACAUCUGUAGAUUCCGGACCCAGCCCGACAUCUGCUACUGCUCCAGAGAAGCCAGAGAGGCCAGGCUUGGAGAAGGAGGUUGUCUGUCCCUGGGACAGCUUGAGUCCAGGGGAUUCCUCUCAGCAGCCAGACACUCUGAACACUGAGAAACUAAAAGAUGGGCUACAGAAACUGGACCAUGUGAGUGCCAGGCCGAUAGAGGUGUGUCCCUGGGAAUCAGAGGAAGUUCCUACCAGUGAAAAAGCCAAGAUCUGUCCCUGGGAAGUGAAUGAAGGAAGCCUGGAUAAAGGACUGGAGCAAAGGAGAAAGAGUCUGGACAUGGCAGGAGCCCCCCUCCAAACAGAAGGCACGUCAAAAGAGGACGAAAAACUCCACCAGGGGCAGGAAGAGGAAGCUACCUGUCCUAGGGAAGACAAGGACUUGAAACCAUCUUCCAAGGUCUUACCCAGCACCACCAGUGGUGAAACAGCAGAGGGACAGAUCUUGGAAGCAAGUGACAGGGCGACUGACAAGGGAGACCUGAGACAAGACCUGAAGAUGGGUUCUCUCCCGGAAGCCACAACCCAAGGAAAAGCUCCAGCUUUAAAAUCCCAGUCUGCCGUUGAUGGGAGAGGAGCAAGCGAGGAUCGCCAGUCUGUCUGCCUGCAGGAAAGCCUGGUCCCGGCAGGCUCUUCCUCCUAUCCACACAGCCAGUGCCCUGACCAACCUGGAGCCAGCUCCCGGACCCUGGUCACUGCUGGGGAUGCUGGGAUGUGCUCGUGGGGUGCUCCUGACCCAGAUUUGCGUAAACCUGACAGUGACACCAAGGUUGAGAUCUGUCCCCAGAAGGAGCCUGGGACGGUUAUGGAGACAGAGACAUCAAGACAAGAUGACGAAAAGGAGAAAUCUCAAGAAGAAAAGGGCAGGGCGCCUGAAAAACCGGAGCACAAAGGUGUGGCAGUUCAGAAAACACCCCAGACCAGCAGCUCUGGGCAGCAGGAAGGUGGGGAGAGUCAGGACUUUGGGGUGCAAGCAGCCUUGGGUGCUUCUGGUGGAAGCAGAGGCAGUUCUGAGGACAUGAGCUGUGCCGGGGUGGCACAGGUGUGUCCUUGGGAAGUAGAAGAGGUUCCCUCUGCCAAGGAAGUGGAGAGCUGCCCUUGGCAAGCAAGUCCAGGAGCAGUGGGGGAGGGGGCACUGGACCGAGAGCAGGGUGGAGAGUCGCAGGGGGCUGGAGGGGCUGAAAGGCACUUCUUAAAAGCAGCAGAGGCAGACUACCCCUCAGAAGGCAUGACAUCAGCAGGGCUCCUCCCCGAGGCAGACACUCUGGACACAGACGACCCCAAAGUCAGCCCCCACGGAGCAGGCAGCCCAGGGAAACGGCUAGCAGAAGUCUGUCAAUGGGAAGUCACAGACCCAGAAGGCAAUAAAAUCAAGGGCACCAUGGCAGACAUCUGUCCAUGGGAGGAAGACAGGGCCCGACCUGAUGAAUCUGGCCUCCUGGCUUUAGCCACAACCCAGACAGAUGUCCCUGCUGCCCCUGAGAAGUCACUUUGCCUCUCCGUACACAGAUCUUUGGAGACCUUUCUCCCAGACAGCAAGAGCGUCCGCCCAGAACUGAGCAAGCCAACCAGUGCUUUUCCUCUGGAAGGUGUCAGAGAACAGGAACCUUCGGGAAUUGAGUCUGGAGCCAAGUCAGCUCCAGAACCAAGUCUUGGAGAAGGGGAGGCUCCAAAGUCUUUGUCCUUAAUUGAAGACCAAGGACAAAUGGCUUCUGAAGCCGAAGCUGAAGAAUUCAGCCCCCCACCUGCCUAUCCUUGGGACUGUGAAUGACAGCACCAUGGUGGGGUCAGAGCUCCUUCAGGACAUUCCCCACCCACGUUCCAGUGUCCCCAAAGAGCCAACUCAAAAGACGCUUGACUACUUCCUCACCCCAGGAGGCCAAGUGGCAACCCAUUCAAAAGAAACUGAACAAGAAGGGUGCAGCCUGGACCUGGAACAUUCCACCCUCCUCACUUCUCUUUCUGUUUGAAGAAACAAAAGCUGGACCUUCCCCUUCUUAAGAAUUCUGCCAUCCGUCCAGAGCACCUGACACAGCUGUUCAAGUCGGAACUCUUACUUACACGAAGUUUACCCUAGGCAGCAAAGAACUACACCAUACAAGGCAGUGGCACGGGAGACUGGGCAAGAGACAGCUAUAAAGGCAUGUAACUAAGGGUGAAAGACAGGGCCUGAGAGACAGACAGCUCAGUGGUUAAGAGCAUGCACUGCUCUAGCUGGGGCCCAGGUUUGGGUUGUCAAUACCCAAGUUGAGGGGCUGACAACUGCCUGCCACUCCAGCUCCAGGGGGAUCCUCCAAUUUCUUCUUCUUGUCUCUGCAGCCACCUACACUCAUGUCAGACAGAUAGACAGAUGGACACACGUACAAAAUUAAAAAUAAAUAUUUAAAAGAUGAGUCAGAGGAAAACAGAGGCAAAAUAUGUGCCUGCAAAAAAGAAAUCUCAUAGGCCUAGACCAUGUCCUCCUUCUCACCCCUUUCCUUGUGGCCAGGCUGGUCUAAAACUCAAUAUGUAGCUGAGGCUGGGCUUAAUCUUCUGGUUUUCCUGCAUCCACUUCCUGAGUUCCAGGGUUCCAAGUGUGCGUCACCAUGCCCAGUUGACUCAGUGGUGGCAACUGAGCCCAGAGCUUCCUGUAUGCCAGGCCCAAGGACCCUGUCACCCGGACUAUAUCCCCAGCCAGCCUUUGUCUUCCUGUGGGUACAUGCGGUCCUGGGAACUGAAACCCAGUCUUCGGAAUACUAGGCAAGCACCCUACCACCAGGCCACAUCCCCCAGCUCGAGGGGGAUUCAGACCUGAAUCUCCCAUUUCUGCUCUACUAGCUCUCAUAUGCGCCCUGACUGUCUGAGGUAGCAGACACUCUGACAUUUAUGUCACGGCUCGUAUCCAAAGUGACAACAGAGACCAGAGAAGAAAGACACUCUCUCGGAGUCCUCCCCACACAGACAAGGCGGUCUCCCAGAUGUCCCCAGUAAGCUUCCUACCGGCCCUUUCAGCCAUCUUCCCAACUUCCUGCACCUGUUCUUGCCGUCGCCAGGGCUCACCUCGCUGCCUCCUCCUAGUCUGUCUACAGUCAGCAAUAGGACCUCUUCCCAACUGGAGCUGAGGGGGAAUCUCUGGUUCUCAGGCAAGAACCACCCUGACUCACUUGUACUCUUUCUCAGUGGGGCCUGAGAGACAAAAUAGGUGCCACCACCAUCCUCAGAAAGAGUAGCACUCCCAGGCUCGAGAGAAGCCCAAGGGCUAGGAAGGGCAUCUUGUGAGUACAAAGCCUCUGUAGCACCCCCACCCCCACCCCAGCUUGGCUCACUUCUCAGCCUUUGGUUGGUUCAGGCUACCUUGCUUAAUUAAGCAGCGCGAGAUAAUGGAGGGUUGGUGUUCGAUGAUCCUGUCGGAAGGAAACUAGGAAGGAGAAAAACAGACAUAGACGGUCUGGCUUGGGAGAGUGAGACCGGGGAGGACAGGCAGACUGAUGGAGCAGAGCUGGAAGGGGCAUUAAAGACGUCUAACAGUACUGACACUGACACUGUUUAAGAGGUGGAAAGCCCCAAAUGAGACCAAACAUCCAGCGAGAAAACCAGGAGUCUAUAUGCAAAUGCUGAACAGAUACAGGGCCUCACAGGACAAAAAAAAAAAAAAAAAAAAAAAAGGCAGCUCAGUGCCCCAUUUCCAAACCGGAACAGAAUAGACUCGCCUCGUCUAGUCUCCUUUAGGGGCCAUCUGCCCCCAUUCCCACACUGAGCCCUCCUACCCACCCAGAUCUCCUGCACUGGGUUUCUGCAGCGGCACUGCUGUUCAGGGCUGUGGCCUCUUACGCCCACAACUUCUGAGCUACGGCAGGCUUCACCAACUGUGCAGCCCAGAGCAACCGGACUGGGUCUGAUCUGGCUGGGAAGAGCAGUUAUCCCCACAUUGUUAUAAAUAGCCACCCGGGAAAAUAAUAAA
Molecule: messenger RNA, 9096 nt
Organism: Meriones unguiculatus (Mongolian gerbil)
Lineage: Eukaryota; Metazoa; Chordata; Mammalia; Rodentia; Muridae
Gene: Gpr179
Product: G protein-coupled receptor 179
Exons: 11
Coding region: 1-6927 (2308 amino acids)
Biological process (GO): G protein-coupled receptor signaling pathway
Cellular component (GO): membrane
Molecular function (GO): G protein-coupled receptor activity
Source: RefSeq, a predicted model, not a curated record